AUGGGUCGCAAGCCUGCACCACAGCCGCUGACGCUGUCGGAAUCCCAGCCUGUCGCCGACCAGCCUGAAGACGUCGUCCCGCGCUCUGCUGAAACUCUCGCCUAUGCCGUUCCUCCAAGCGCCAGCUCCAAAUCGCAAUCUUCUCCCAGAUCCCCGCGCUCUCCCUUUAGGUUCACUCCGAAAAGGCCCAGCGCCAGUGGCAAGCAGUCCCUUCAGUUGACCGACGAGCAUCGAAACUUUGAAGACGACGGCUUUCAGCAGUAUCAACCCAUCUCCUCUGCCCUCCAUCGCGCUUCCGAAGACACGCCCCCUCGCCAGCAUCACCACCAGAACCCCAUCAGCCCCCGGACGCACCGCCCCGACGACGCCCCCAGCAAGACUACCGCCACCUCGUCUUCCUCCUCCAAAGGCGGCGGCUUCUUCUUCAAUUUCUCAAAGGCCUCCAGGUCGUCCCAAUCUCUCGCAUCCUCUCCUUCACACUCGCCUUCACACCCUCAGCGUCAGAACCAGCAACAAGCUCCCAUCCCAAAUACUGACUCGAGGGGCCAAAGUAUGCCGAGGGGCCCCGACAAUGCUCCCAUGGGCAGUGACCAACCCACCCAACCUUCAGCAGAACCAUCCUACGCCGAGCACGCCGUCCAAAAGGCCGCACCCGUUCUGCCGUCCAAGUCCGACUUGUCAAUAGCCUCCGUUGCCGACUACGACCCUUCUCCCGCCCAGCCAUUCUCUACGAAGAAGAGCAAGUCCAAACCUUUCGGUCUCUUGAGCCGCAACAAGUCGCUUCGCGACAAGGACGGCUCAGGUUCCAGAGACAAGCAACCAAGCCCCGUGCCUGUCGCAAUCAACGACCCCGAACCAUCGCAUUAUUUGGCAGGCCGCAAUCACUCGCUCGCUACACCCGCCACCGGAUCCGACAGGUCUCACAAAGAGAUGGUUAACUCGACUGGGCGGAACCGCUCGGAAGACCGCGCGUCGUCUCGAGACAUGGGCAACAAGGAAAACCAGAAGGAAAAAGAUCAUCACCAUCCCCGGUCAAAUUCCUCGUCGCAGAACGGUGGCUUUUUUGGUGGAUUGAAGAGCGGAAGGGACAUGCUCAGCAACCGGUUGUUUGGCAAGAGCGGUCGCAGUGGGAGCACGACGGAAAGGGAGCCAGUCAUCGACGAUGAGCACUACGUACUGAAGACGAUCAACUUGCCUCUUGUUGAACAGACGCGUCGCACACGGAUUUCGAAACGCUUGGAGGAUUCGAGAGACAAGACCGAGUUCUGGAUGCCAGCAUUCCCAUGGCGCGCGAUCGACUACUUGAAUUACAAAGGCUGCGAUGUCGAAGGGCUUUAUCGUGUGCCGGGAAGCGGGCCGCAAAUCAAGAAAUGGCAGAGAAGGUUUGACGAAGAGUACGACGUCAAUCUGUUUGAACAGCCAGACCUUUACGACAUUAACAUCAUUGGGUCCAUGCUUAAGGCGUGGCUACGAGAAUUGCCUGACGAGCUAUUCCCUAAAGCAGCCCAGGAGCGCGUCGCGAGGGAAUGCGUCGGCUACGAAACCGUGCCUCCGCUCCUGAUUGAAGAGUUGUCUAACCUGUCGCCGUUCAACUACUAUCUUCUCUUUGCCAUCACCUGCCAUCUCAGCCUGCUUCUGGCGCACUCCGACAAGAACAAGAUGGACUUCCGAAACCUAUGCAUUUGCUUUCAGCCAUGCAUGAAGAUUGACGCAUUCUGUUUCAGGUUCUUGGUCUGCGACUGGCGCGACUGCUGGAAAGGGUGCAAGAACGAGGCAAAGUUCAUUGAGCAGGAGUACCAGCUGUUCGACCAACCGCCCCCGAAAGGUCUGUCGGAGCCUCGCAAGCCCUCUCGCGAGACUACAGAGGAGCCGGCGCAGGAAGAGCCAGCUCCCACUACGACAGUGGAGGAGAGGGCGGGGUCGUCUUCCGAAAGCAGCAAGCAGUCGAGUGCCAGCACCGAGCAGCAAGCCAAGGACCGACGGCCUAAAAAAAAGCCCCUCCAACUUUCCGAGUCAAACGGUAGCGUCGCAUCCAACUCGACAAUGUCUACGACACUCACCAUUGACAGCAGCCGGGACGCACCCAGGGGCUCCAACGACUUGCGGCCCUUGUCACCCAUCAAACCCCUUUCACCACUCGGUUUCUAG
Messenger RNA from Colletotrichum higginsianum IMI 349063, 2148 nucleotides. Its product is annotated as RhoGAP domain-containing protein. The transcript is spliced from 3 exons. Gene Ontology annotation, biological process: signal transduction; regulation of GTPase activity. The record is from RefSeq and is a predicted model, not a curated record. Gene Ontology annotation, cellular component: cytoplasm. Lineage: Eukaryota; Fungi; Ascomycota; Sordariomycetes; Glomerellales; Glomerellaceae. Bases 1 to 2148 code for a protein of 715 amino acids.